AUGGGGAGAUAUUCCGAGAUCGUUGAGUGUGCAAUGAGCGUCGAAGUACCGAGGGAAGCGCCGAGAAAUAAGGGGAUUUGGGAACCUAGGCAAACUGCUAUCACCGGAAGUUCUUCUUCGGGAACUUUUGGGAGUCAAGGGAGGAAGCGACAAAGAGAACCGUCUUCGAAAACUCAAGGUCCAUCGAUUGUUAGGGCAUCAACCAUCUUUUCUGGGGUUCGAAGAGCUCACUCUAGGCCAGCGGCUAUGUGUCACCGUUCUGGUCAGCCAAGCCAAUUCCAUGUAGAUUGCCAGACAAAAGCGUAUUAUGUGUGUGGUGAGUUUACCCAUCUUGCUAAGAAUUGUCCUCGGAAAGUAGUAGGUGCGCGUAGUAGUUCAAGUUCUUUGCAGCAACAGGGGUCAGGGCUUGGGUUUGGCCAGCAAUCAUUCAGGGCUAACCAGAGACAACAGAAACCAUAUUUCCGUCAAACCACUACCAUUCAGGACUCUCAGAUUGAAAGGGGCGCGAGUUCUUCUACUCCUACUCAGGCAUCAGGGCAGAGGGGAGGAUUUGUCCAAAGUCAAACUACCCGAGGAAGAGCAUUUGCUAUCAUUUCCACUGUUCAGCCACCUUAG
Messenger RNA from Rhododendron vialii, 615 nucleotides. RefSeq lists its product as uncharacterized. Gene Ontology annotation, molecular function: zinc ion binding; nucleic acid binding. Bases 1 to 615 code for a protein of 204 amino acids. NCBI's taxonomy places the organism in Eukaryota, Viridiplantae, Streptophyta, Magnoliopsida, Ericales, Ericaceae. The record is from RefSeq and is a predicted model, not a curated record. The transcript has a single exon.